GAAAACAUCGACCAGACGGGGGAAUUGUCACAAUGUCAGACAACAACCAGGACGUUCAGCCCAUGGAUGUGGACACCCCGGAUCCCCAACCUCAGGUUGAGGCUUCGCCAAAGCACCAACAUGAGGUCGCUCUAACACUCUCGUUAAAGUGGCUCGAAUCCAAGAAACCCAAGAAACCAAGGGUGCUACUGCUCAAAUCUCUUCAAAGAUGGUUCAACAAUAAGAAAAUUUUGGUUAACUGCUCAGUUGGAGAGCCCCAGGCAGACGGGAAUGUUGUGAUAAAGAUUAAACCUCCUCCAGCUGUGAAUGAGCUUCUGAAAUUGAAAGGGGAAACACUGAUGGAGAAAGAUGGCACAAAAAUAGUCACCAUACUGUCCAUCAGCCUGGGAUCAUCAAAGAUGGAUACACCAACGGCAGAUGAUGCUUCAGUGAAUACUCCUCCUGCAGCUGCUUCCAUAAACAACAAACCUUCAGUGUCUUAUUUGCCAGUGGACAAGAUGCAGCUUGAAGGACAGAAGGAGCCACUUACUGCAGAAGGAAACCCUCCUCAAUACGAUAAAAACAGAUCUGAGGAUUGUGUUGUGCCACUGGGUCUUUACUGGUAUAUCAGCCAGAUCUACAAAAAUGAAAUCACACGCAUAGAGAAAGAAACUAAAGUCACCAUAACACCAAGUGUUACUGUGAGAUUUGAUGCUAAAGGGGAAGAUGGGAAACCAGAUGAAGCUCUAAGCAGGUUUACAGAUCUUGUCCAAAGGUACUUGCCUGAUUCCCGUAGCUCAGUCAUUCCUCUGAAGUUUGUAGAUCCUGAUCAGUGGAGUGAUGCGCUGAAAGUUAUUAAGGACAGCAACAAGGUUUUAGUCACCAUGUCCUCUGAGGAAAUGACCGUCUGUGGGCCAGAUUAUUGUCAAAAAUCUCUCAGUUCCGCCUUAACUGCAAUGCAGAAAUCCAGCACCUCUUUUGGAGAGUCUGAACGGCCAUCUUGGUCCCAAAAGUUCAAUGUUGAUCCGAAUCUGAAGAUCAGGAUGACAAUCAAAGAUGAUCUUGGUGAUGCAGGACUCACCAUGGAGGAGAACCACUGGAAGACCUUGAAUACUUCUAAUAAACACUCUCUUGCAAAUAUCAAAUCUAAGUUCAAUGUGGACUUUAAAGAAUUCAACAUCAGUGAGGGCAAAGUUAAUGUCAAAGCUUCCUACAAAGGACCAGGAGGAAACGCAGCCAUGGAGAGCCAUGCUGUCCAAGCUCCACUGCGUCUGUACCAGAAGAUUAUGACCUCAUCCCGGCACCAGCCUCCACCUUAUGGUGCCUCUGGGCUCAGUGGUUCUGAAGAGACCGCCAGAGGACCUGGGUUUAACGGCCAUUCAACGCAAAACAGUGAAGAAUCAGCAGGAGGGGGUGCAACAGGGGACAACAGAGAUUACAAAUGUUCCAUAUGUUCGUCCCACUUUACCGAUAAGAAACAGCUAAAGUGUAAUAUCUGUCCUAUAUGCAAGGAUAUUUUUGGUAAAGUGCAAGGAACCCAACCUGAUGGGACAAUGACGUGGAAUAGAAGUCCUACCUCCCUCCCUGGAUUUCCAGACUGUGGCCAUAUAUCUAUCACCUACAAUAUUCCAAGUGGAACACAGAAGAGAAAUCAUCCCAAUCCUGGACAAUACUAUACAGGAACCACCAGAUCUGCAUAUCUUCCAGACAACAUAGAGGGCAAUGAAGUGCUGCGACUGCUAAAAAAAGCUUUUGACCAAAGGCUGAUCUUCACCGUCGGAACUUCAAGGACAACUGGGGUGGAGAACACAGUGACCUGGAAUGACAUCCACCACAAGACAUCCAUGACAGGAGGACCAGAGAGGUUUGGAUAUCCUGACAAGAACUACCUGAGCCGAGUUAAAGAGGAGCUGAAAGCCAAAGGCAUCGAGUGAAUUUAAAGCUUAUAUUUUAUAUUUGAACAGUUAAUAGAAAUUCUCUAUUCUCUGAUGUAUGUAAAAAUAAUGUGUCCAAAAAGUAUGUUUCUGAAAAAAACAACAAAACAAAAAAAACACUAAUCUGAAAUUUGUUUAUCAUAUUUGCAAUUUUUUUUUAUAUUUCUGUCAACAAAAACAUUUUCACAAAUAUGGUAUUAUGAUAAAAAUAAAAUUGGUCUACAACGCCCCUUAUACUAUGUCGUACCUCUCUUUAGUAAAAAGUAACAUUUGAUAAAAUCAUUUAGGUUACAUCACUAAGGUCUGACAUCACAUAAACACUAAAAAUACACAACUUAAUUUGUUAUAAAUGGUCCUUUUGGUGGAAUUGUCUUUCCAUGCACAGUAUGAUUCACAGAUGUAAUUUGGAUAUAAAUGUAAUCCAAUGCUAUGUAAAAUAAUCACAUUUACUCAUACAUAUUUUCUCUGAUAAAUAAACUACUC
Molecule: messenger RNA, 2396 nt
Organism: Fundulus heteroclitus (mummichog)
Lineage: Eukaryota; Metazoa; Chordata; Actinopteri; Cyprinodontiformes; Fundulidae
Exons: 7
Coding region: 33-1913 (626 amino acids)
Biological process (GO): Notch signaling pathway; protein ubiquitination
Source: RefSeq, a predicted model, not a curated record